AGAAGAUGAAUGACAAAGACUGAAGAGAAUGAUAUAGAUUGAUCAGAUGCCGACUCAUGAAUUCUCGACGUUAUGUUGCGAAACGCGUGAAACGGCGAGAAAGGUGGUUCAUCACUUCCGGUCUUCUGUUCUCGCUGUUUGUUUACUAUAGGCCCAGUAGCGAUAUUUUUAUUUAGCGCUUUCUUGUAGUUUAAAUGUGGCAUCAUCUGGUUAAAUGGAAACGAGAAAUAGAAGGAAUGUUCGAGCAGAACUGUACUGCCUGGUAGCCUACCUGUCUUUUGUUUGCUACCUUGGGGCCUAGGGGAGUACCAGCUUGUGAAGCAAAUAUAUUUCAUGAUGAUUUAUUGUGAUACUGAUAAAUAAUUAUAUAAGGGAAAAAUAAACAGAUCUUGUUGGCUGACAAAAUGAUGACCGUAGAUUCAAGUUAUGUUGCACCUUUUACAUCGGCAACAGUGUUUCCAGAACAGUCCCAUGAAGAAAUGAUGGCGUAUGAAACUUGGAGACUGAAAUCAUUUGAUGAAUGGCCACCUGAAGCAUAUGACAAGGCACGACCUAUGGCAUUGGCUAAAGAUGGUUUCUAUUAUACUGGUACUGAAGAUAUUGUAAAAUGUUUUAGUUGUGGUGUACAAAAAGGACAGUGGAUUUUUAGAUCCAAACCAAAUGUUGAACAUCAAAGAUUAAAUCCAGAAUGUCUGCACCUACGUGGACAAGAUGCCAGAAAUAUUUCAGUUUAUUUACCUGACCCUGAAACUCAUCAGACAAUUUUGGCAAAUCUUCAUGAAAGAUAUUGUUCAGGAGACUCUUCACAUUCUAAUUCUAUUUCUCAAUUAGAAACAAUUUCUUUUAGGACUAACAAUAACAUGGAUAGACCUAAUAAUAUUAGUAGUCAAAAUACAGUGAUGAAUCAACCCAGUCUAUUAUUACAGUUAAAUACCUCUUCAUCUUUUAAUUCAAAUGUUAUUAAUCGUAGUGAUAGCUCGGGUAGAGGUCCUGUAACACAACUUAGUACACCUUUAAGAGAAGAUAAAGUUAUUAUGUUGUCAGAAAUGGCCCGUUUACAGACUUUUAAAGACAGCUGGCCUCAUUGCAGUCCUUCACCAAAUGACUUGGCUAAAGCUGGUUUCUCCUUUACUGGUGCACCAGAUAGAGUUCAAUGUGUGUUUUGUAAUGGCAUUUUAAAAAACUGGCAAGAUGUAGAUAUACCUAUGAUAGAACACAGAAAACAUUUUCCUUACUGUCCAUUUGUUUGUGGUCAACAAGUAGGUAAUAUACAAAUAGAUGUUAGAAGUCCUGUUAGUACAAGUUAUAAUGAAAGACUUGAUGCAACCCAAUCUCAUGGAACAGGUGCCACUAAUCAAUUUACUCCAGUAUCUGGUAUUCAUACAGAAAGACCACGUCAUCCUAAUUAUGCUACUGAAGCAUCCAGAAUUGCUUCUUACACUAAGUGGCCUAGUGGUCUUUCACAAACACCUCAACAGUUAGCCAAAGCUGGAUUCUUCUAUGCAGGAUUUGAUGAUAGUGUAAAGUGUUUUUAUUGUGACGGUGGAUUAAGGACCUGGGAAAGAGGUGAUGACCCAUGGGAAGAGCAUGCCAAAUGGUUCUCCAGAUGUCCAUAUGUACUACAGGUCAGAGGUGAAGCCUUUGUUCAACAAUUUCACAAUCAUAAUAAUGCAUCACAAAAUACAGCUAGUGGAGAUAAUACAAAUGAUCCAAGUACCAUAGAUCGUAAUGUUUCAGCCAGAAUUGAUUUGCCUGUAGUGCAAAAUGUAUUAAAAAUGGGUGUUCCUCGAGAAGUAGUGAUAAAUGUUAUCAAAACUAGAUUACAAAACACAGGUGAUGAUUUUCCUAGUGUGGAGAUGUUAUUAAAUGCUAUUUAUGAUGCCAAUGAAAAGACCACUUCAAAAGCUCAAACACCACCCCCACAAGAUCAACAGAAAAAUGCAGAUGAUAGUAAUAAGGAUUUACCUAACAGAAAUGAUGAAGAGAUAAGUGGUGAAUCUAAUGCUGAUCAUGAAUCGCUGAUUUUAGAGAACCAGAGACUAAAGGAACAAAGAACAUGUAAAAUUUGUAUGGAUGAAGAAGCUAAUAUUGUGUUAUUACCGUGUGGUCAUUUGGUUAGUUGUGCAUCAUGUGCACCAGCUUUGAGAAAAUGUCCCAUUUGCCGUGCUAAUAUUAAGGGGACAGUGCGUACAUAUCUCUCUUGACUGUUAAUGUUUGUCAUUUUUGAAAAUAAAAGAGGUAUUGAACCUCAUCUCUGGAGUAA
Patella vulgata (common limpet) is the source of this 2263-nucleotide messenger RNA. RefSeq names its product baculoviral IAP repeat-containing protein 7. Gene Ontology annotation, cellular component: nucleus; cytoplasm. Gene Ontology annotation, biological process: regulation of cell cycle; positive regulation of protein ubiquitination; negative regulation of apoptotic process. The coding region runs from base 405 to 2204 and encodes 599 amino acids. Lineage: Eukaryota; Metazoa; Mollusca; Gastropoda; Patellidae. Gene Ontology annotation, molecular function: cysteine-type endopeptidase inhibitor activity involved in apoptotic process; ubiquitin protein ligase activity. The record is from RefSeq and is a predicted model, not a curated record. The transcript has 9 exons.